Messenger RNA from Hevea brasiliensis (rubber tree), 1959 nucleotides. Its product is annotated as probable L-type lectin-domain containing receptor kinase S.5. Gene Ontology annotation, cellular component: plasma membrane. The transcript has a single exon. Lineage: Eukaryota; Viridiplantae; Streptophyta; Magnoliopsida; Malpighiales; Euphorbiaceae. Gene Ontology annotation, molecular function: carbohydrate binding; protein kinase activity; ATP binding. Bases 1 to 1959 code for a protein of 652 amino acids. Gene Ontology annotation, biological process: protein phosphorylation. The record is from RefSeq and is a predicted model, not a curated record.
AUGCACUUUUCUCAGUUAAUCAAGUGCUUGCUACUAUUAGCCCUCUUGGUUUCCUGUCUCAUUGAAGUAGGAUGCCUUAGUUUUAGAUAUCCAAGUUUCGAAACUGAUAAUGAAACUGAUCUCAUUCGACACAAUUCUUACAUAGUUCUUAAUGCAAUUCAAGUCACACCUGAUGUUAGUGGAGGUCCUAUCACCAAUUUGUCUGGACGAGCCUUUUACAAAGAACCAUUCAGGCUAUGGGGCAAAAGCAAGCACACAGGUCGGAUCAGAGCAUCUUUCAAUUCCACCUUUGUACUUAAUAUUAGUCCUCGAACCGUUCCUGGAGGAGAAGGUAUGGCAUUUAUCCUUGCAGUAGAUUCCAAUCUCCCAGAAAAUAGCCAAGGCCAGUGGCUUGGGAUUGUAAAUGCAAAAACAAAUGGGACUUCUCAAGCCAAGAUAGUUGCAGUAGAAUUUGACACUGGGAAGAGCUAUCCUGGGGACGUUGACAGUAACCAUGCAGGCUUGGACGUGAACAGUAUUUCCUCGAUUAAACAAGUUCCUUUAGGUAUCUUUGGUAUUAAUCUUUCAGCAGGCGUUGAUGUAAUGGUACGGAUUCAAUAUGAAGAAGAAAAUUUGACUGUUUUCAUCGGAGAGGAUGCAAGGAAUCUUGUAUUUUCUGAGCCUAUUGAUCUAUCUGCCUAUCUUCCAAAGGAGGUUUUUGUGGGAUUUUCAGCUUCAACAAGCACUUACACAGAGCUGAACUGUGUAAAAUCUUGGGAGUUCUAUAGUUCAGAUAUAAAUGAGGAUCAUAGUCUGUUGUGGGUUAAAAUUGUGGUUCCUAUAGGGGCAGCUUUGUUGAUUGGUAUUGCCUUUUUCUCGUGUUGGAAAUGGAAAUCCAAAAAGAAUCGAUCAGACGACGCCUAUCCAAGCAUAGAAGAAGAGAUAAAAGGAUCCUCAAUGGCCCCUGUGAAGUUCACAUUUAAAGAACUUCAAAAAGCAACAGGCAAAUUCAAUUUGCAGAACAUGCUUGGGAAAGGUGGAUUUGGAACUGUCUAUAAGGGAAUCUUGAAAAAUAAGGAAGUAGCAGUCAAAAGAAUCUCCAGAGAGUCAACUCAGGGCAAGCAAGAAUUCAUAGCAGAAGUCACAACAAUUGGCAACUUCCAUCACAAGAAUCUUUUAAAACUAAUUGGAUGGUGCUACGAAAGAAGUGAAUUCCUCCUUGUGUACGAGUACAUGCCGAAUGGUAGCCUAGACAAGCUCAUUUUCAGUGAUGAGAGGGCAGAAGUACAAGAAAAUACAUUGAAUUGGGGAAGAAGGCUCACUAUAAUAUCUGGAGUGGCGCAGGCAUUGGAUUAUUUGCAUAACGGUUGUGAGAAAAGGGUACUUCACCGAGACAUAAAAACCAGCAAUAUAAUGUUGGAUUCAGAGUUCGAUGCAAAGCUAGGAGAUUUUGGGCUCGCUCGUAUUGUAAAGCAAAGAGAACAAACACACCACUCUACAAAAGAGCUUGCAGGCACAGUUGGUUAUAUGGCUCCUGAGUGUUUUUUCACUAGAAGGGCGACAACUGAAACAGAUGUUUAUGCCUUUGGUGUACUUGUUCUGGAAGUAGCCUGUGGAAGGAAGACUGGAAACCAAAAUGAGCAGAGUGACUAUAACAGUAGAAUUGUUUGUUGGGUGUGGGAGCUUCACAGGAUGGGAAGACUCCUUGAUGCAGCAGAUCAGAAAUUGAAUGGGGAAUUCGCAGAGGAAGAAAUGGAGUGUUUGCUUAUUCUGGGCCUCGCCUGCUGCAAUCCAAAUCCGGAACAAAGGCCCUCCAUGAAAACUGUAUUGCAGGUUCUUACAGGGGAAGCACCUGUUCCCGAGGUACCAGCUGAAAUGCCUGCUUUUGUGUGGCCAACCAUGCCAGCACCUGUAAAAGAGUCAGAUUGCCCUCUCACUGGAAGCCAACUAACUCCAUUUUCAGAAAUUAGAGGGAGAUGA